This is a messenger RNA of Doryrhamphus excisus (bluestripe pipefish), 791 nucleotides long. It is a transcript of the gene apoda.2, whose product is annotated as apolipoprotein Da, duplicate 2. Gene Ontology annotation, cellular component: cytoplasm. Gene Ontology annotation, biological process: lipid metabolic process; tissue regeneration; lipid transport. The record is from RefSeq and is a predicted model, not a curated record. Gene Ontology annotation, molecular function: lipid binding. NCBI's taxonomy places the organism in Eukaryota, Metazoa, Chordata, Actinopteri, Syngnathiformes, Syngnathidae.
UAGUAAAUAUGAGGGUCCGCUGAUGUAUAAAAACCCCCCUUGCCAAAGGAGAGUGUGACUACUGCUACAAGCUUGGAGAAAAAAGAUGGCCGCCAUGCAGGUUAUUUCCGUGAUGCUUCUGUCCGUCCUGGCAGCAAACGCUCAGGUCAUCAUGCCAGGAAGGUGCCCCAAACCUGCCGUUCAGGAGGACUUUGACACUGCUAGGUAUCUGGGGAAGUGGUACGAAAUCCAGAGGGUGCCUCAGCCCUUCCAAAGGGGGCAGUGUGGUACUGCCACCUACAGCUUGAAGAGCCUUGGAGUUGUUGGUGUCCUCAACAGGGAGCUGCUAGCUGAUGGGCGCAUCAACGCAAUAAGCGGGUCCGCCACAGCCAAAGACCCCUCGGAACCCGCCAAGCUGCAGGUGUCCUUUUUUGAGGACUCCCCCCCUGGGCCUUACUGGGUCCUGGCGACAGACUACGACAACUACGCUCUGGUCUACAGCUGCACGAACCUCGCCGUGGUCCACUUUGACUCCGUUUGGAUCCUGAGUAGGAGGCCUGUGUUGGCUGAGGAGACCUUGGAGGAGCUGCACAGCACUUUGACCUCCAUCGGUGUCCGAGUGGACAAGAUGAUCAGAACCAAUCAGGACACAGCUUACUGCAAACCCAUGAAUGACCAACUUGGGGUUUGAUGCUUGUGUGUCUUCAUGUAAAUGUGGUCCAGUGCUACAGAAACUGAGUCGGAGUCAGACAGGAAGUGAUGUCAGGGGUUUCAGAGUUGAGUUUUAACUCGCCGUGGCUGCAACAGGAGUG